AUGAGAACCCACACUGGAGAAAAACCGUUUAAGUGUGAUCAGUGUGGGAAAGCCUACAGCUCAAGCUCUUACCUUACGCGUCACAAGAGAAUUCAUACUGGGGAGAAGCCCUAUGAGUGCCGUGACUGUGGAAAAACCUUCCGAGAUAGCUCACUUCUCAGACAACAUUCAGGGACUCAUUCAGGAGAAAAACCCUACAAAUGUGAUCAAUGCACCAAAACCUUCAGUAGAAGCUAUAGGCUUACCAUACACCAGAUGACACAUACUGGUGAGAAACCCUAUACGUGCAAUGAUUGUGGGAAAACCUUCAGUAUUCUCCCAUAUUUUAAAAGACAUAAGAGAAUCCACACUGGAGAGAAGUCCAUUGAAUGUAGCCAUUGUGGUAAAGCCCUGAGUAGUAAGUCAUCUCUUAAGAUACACCUGCGGAUACAUACUGGAGAGAAACCUUACAAGUGUGAUAAGUGUGGGAAAGCUUUUAGCCUGAGCUCCAACCUUAUCACGCACAAGAAAAUUCAUACUGGAGAGAAACCCUGUAAGUGCAAUGACUGUGGGAAAGCUUUCAGGGAUCGUUCAUGUCUUAAAGAACAUGUGAGAAUUCACACUGGAGAAAAACCCUUUACAUGUAAUCAAUGUGGAAAAGACUUCAGAGUGAAAUCUUUCCUUGUUUUACACAAGAAAAUUCACAUGAAAAUGAUACAUGAAUGUAAGGAAUGUGGGAAAACCUUCCGUGGUCUCUUAUCUCAUAGGAGGCAUAUGAAAAUCCAUACCAGGGACAAGAAACCUUUUAAGUGCAGUGAGUGUGGAAAAGCUUUUACCAGGCAUGUGUCCCUUAAAGUACACAUGAGAACUCACACUGGAGAGAAACCCUAUGAGUGUAAUCAAUGUGGAAAAUCCUUCAAUGUUAAGUGUAAUCUCAUUGUGCACAAAAGAAUACAUACUAAAGAAAAACCCUAUAAAUGCAAUGUCUGCGGGCAAGGUUUCAGUAAAUCCUUACCCCUUCGGCGUCAUGAGAGAACUCAUGCUCAAUAA
Molecule: messenger RNA, 1029 nt
Organism: Eubalaena glacialis (North Atlantic right whale)
Lineage: Eukaryota; Metazoa; Chordata; Mammalia; Artiodactyla; Balaenidae
Product: zinc finger protein 431-like
Exons: 1
Coding region: 1-1029 (342 amino acids)
Biological process (GO): regulation of cytokine production; negative regulation of transcription by RNA polymerase II; regulation of immune system process
Source: RefSeq, a predicted model, not a curated record